Messenger RNA from Coprinopsis cinerea okayama7#130, 4377 nucleotides. Its product is annotated as P-type ATPase. Gene Ontology annotation, cellular component: membrane. Gene Ontology annotation, molecular function: P-type ion transporter activity; ATP binding; ATP hydrolysis activity. The record is from RefSeq and is a predicted model, not a curated record. Gene Ontology annotation, biological process: intracellular calcium ion homeostasis. NCBI's taxonomy places the organism in Eukaryota, Fungi, Basidiomycota, Agaricomycetes, Agaricales, Psathyrellaceae. The transcript is spliced from 18 exons. Bases 1 to 4377 code for a protein of 1458 amino acids.
AUGGCCUCCUCUUCCAACGCCGGGGACCGUCCCGUGUACGACUAUACGGAAGGGGCGACACCUAUUGAAAUCAACCAAGCCUUAGUCAAUGCUCGACGGUCCCGCCGGGAUUCACAAUACAGCACAUACUACGACGAUGAAGGCGAAGGGUCCAUGUUCUCUGGACCCGGUCAUGGCGCCAACCCAAGCAGUGUAUCCAGAAUGUCGAGAAUUGAACUUGGGAGAAGGAGCAGUGACAUGCGGUCGAGGAGGAAGAGUAUCGAAUCCAGCCGCCGUAGGAGGUCGCAUUCACGCCACUCAGGCCGAAGCGCGGCGAGGUCCUCACUAUUUGGAGACGACGAUUCGUACAACAGUGCCGAUAGCGAUGACGGACUAUCAAUAGGCCACGGGGAUAUCGCGUCCACCUCCACCAAGCGUCGAAGAGCACGGAAAUCCCUCUCUCCUCCCUCACGUUCUGUGUUUGGCGGUUUCGCGAAUCUGUUCUCUCGGGCAGAAUCUCCACCACCGCGUGGCGGUAGACGGCGGUCGAUAUCUUCCAGUCGUGCGUCUCGGCGGAGCCGAAGAUCACUGGACGCCGCAUCCGAAAAUGCUCUGCUCACAGACAGUGAUGAGGAGGAGCGUUGGGGUUAUUCUUCCGGGGAAGAGGAUUCAGAAGAAGAAGAAACAGGGCUUGGUAUGGGCGACACCGAAUCUAUUACCGCGAGCAUGCAAUACGACUCCGAUUUCCACAGCACUCACGAAGGGGAGACGCGACUUCCGAUGAUGGACAUAGACCCGGUUUUUGGAGGAGAAGCCCGAGUAGACAUGGAAAUGUCGACUUUAUUGGAGCCUCCUCCAAUAGGCCCCCCGAGCCGACAAACCAUCUACAUCCCGGACGAGGAUAGUACCAUUCGUUUCAUUGGAUACGAAACCAUCUCUUCGAGGGCUUUCCUUUGGAGAGUUGGGUGUGUUUUAUCCCUCGGUAUCCUUGCUCUCCUUGGACACUGGUUUCCGAACCUGUGGCUAAACUGGGUUGCCCGGGAAAAGGCAUUCAUUGACGCCAAAAAUGGGUUCGUGGUCGUCGAGGCAGCUUAUCGGGCGGUUACACUACUUCCAAUCCGAUCUAUUCCAUACCCCUACCCUUUGGACACCGUCUUUCCGAAAGAACCUAUAUUGGGUCCCGGUCAAGAGCUUCUGAAAGCAUCCCUGGAUGACUGGAGUGAGGCCACAGGAGUUUUGAAGCGCCUAUUGAUUGUGGACUAUCGCUACACAAGGUUCGCGCUAGAUCCCAGGCUGGGCUUGUUCAGCCUUGUCAGAGACUGGCGGGAUUCGUCAUGGACAGCAGCUUCUGUGCUUCAAGGCGUUGAUAGUCAUACACAACACCAACGACAAUUGCUUUUUGGGCCCAACGAGAUUGAUAUUGAAACUAAAUCUACACCGACACUACUGGUUGAAGAGGUCAUCCACCCUUUCUACGUUUUCCAAAUCGCCAGCAUCAUACUUUGGUCUCUAGACAGCUAUUACUACUACGCCUUCUGCAUUGCUCUCAUUUCUACGGCGAGCAUCACCUCUACACUGGUAGACACGAAGAGGACAAUCGCUCGCAUGCGUGAGAUGUCCAGGAUCGUGUGCAAUGUGAAUGUUCUGCGGGAUGGCGAAUGGGUCGAGAAGGAUUCGAUCGAUCUUGUUCCCGGAGACGUCCUGAAUCUGUCCACAUCAACUAUCACCACACUCCCAGCAGACAUUUAUCUUCUAUCCGGUGAUGCCAUCGUCAACGAAAGUAUGUUAACGGGGGAGAGUGUUCCGGUCAGCAAGAUUCCGGUGAAAGAUGAAGACCUCGUUCAAUGGCGAGAAGAGAAAUCUGAAAAUCCAAGGUCAUUUAUGUAUGGUGGAACUCGCGUUGUCCGCAUCCGCGGCAUAGUUGCAGCAGAUGGCACCAGUAAACCAGCUCUUGGAAUGGUUGUUCGGACAGGUUUCAACACAACGAAAGGAUCUCUUGUCCGAUCUAUGUUAUUCCCGAAACCUAUAGGCUUCAAAUUCUAUCGCGAUUCCGUUCGUUUCAUUGGCUUCCUCGCAUGUAUCGCCAUGGUGGGGUUCGCUUUCAGCGCCGUUCAAUUUGUCAGAAUGGGGAUUCCAUGGCACACCAUCAUCGUCCGCGCCUUGGAUCUCAUCACGGUCGUGGUCCCGCCAGCUCUUCCUGCAACACUAUCCAUAGGCACCAGUUUCGCCAUCGGGCGUCUACGGAAGUCAGGUAUAUUCUGCAUCUCACCGAGUAGAGUCAACGUCGCCGGGAAAAUCAAUGUCUGCUGUUUCGACAAGACAGGGACCCUCACGGAAGAUGGCUUGGACAUUCUGGGUAUUCGACCCUUGGAACGAAAUGUCCAACAGUUCGGAGAGUUGCUUGAAGACAUCCAUGACCUUCCGAUGGGGAAUCAGAAAGCCAACUUUUUAUAUGCCCUCGCGACUUGCCAUUCCCUCAAGAUGGUUGAUGGAACAGUGAUCGGUGACCCACUCGACGUGAAGAUGUUCGAGUUCACCAAAUGGACUCUCCAGGAAGCUCGUGCUGGAAUCGGAAAUAUCAAGUCCAAGGGUGCGGUAGUGGACCAAGCUGCUCUGGUUCAAGUUGUUGUACGGCCCCCUGGUGGAGCAGAGUUCAAGUUGGAGGAUGCAUUGAGAGGUUCUGCCAAGCACGCGUAUUUCCUUGAAUUAGGCGUGAUCCGGACUUUCGAGUUUGUUUCAGCCUUGAGAAGGAUGAGCGUCAUUGUCAAGCGACUGAAAAGCACCAGCAUGGAAAUCUACGUCAAGGGUGCACCUGAGGUCAUGGCAGACAUUUGCGAACCGGAUUCCUUCCCCCAAGAUUAUGACGAUCUUCUAUCGUAUUAUACCAAGCGUGGUUAUCGAGUCAUUGCCGUUGCUGGAAAGAGCAUCGAAGGGCUGUCCUGGUUGAAGGCCCAGCGGAUGAAACGGGAGCAAGCGGAGGCAGGCCUUCGUUUCUUAGGAUUGGUUAUCUUCGAGAACCGACUCAAGCCAGGAACGACACCAGCUAUUCAAGCACUGCGUUCGGCGAAUUUGGCAUGUCGUAUGAUCACAGGCGACAAUCCUCUCACUGCUGUGAGUGUUGCAAGAGAAUGCUCACUGAUCAGCCAAGCCGCACAUGUCUUUUAUCCUACCUUCUCCCAUGGCAAUGCAUCUAUUCCGACCUCUAAACUCGAAUGGAGCUGUAUGGACGACCCUCUCUGGCAGCUAGAUUCUUAUAGCCUGAAACCUCUGACGCCCCCGCCUCACCAUACCGUUGAAGGAGAAAUUGCCUAUCAGGACUACUCCCUGGUGCUCACAGGAGACGUGUUCCGCUGGAUGCUUAACUACGCCCCCCUGGAAACUCUGCAAAGAAUGCUCGUCAAGGCUCAAAUCUUUGCUCGCAUGUCGCCCGAUGAGAAGAACGAAAUCGUUGAACGCCUUCAGGCACUUGGGUAUACCGUCUUGAUGUGCGGAGAUGGUGCCAAUGAUUGUGCAGCACUUAAGGCUGCUGAUGUUGGCAUCUCUCUGUCAGAAGCUGAGGCCAGCGUAGCAGCGCCAUUUACCUCCAAUACACCGGAUAUCGGCUGUGUCCUUGACGUGAUUCGGGAAGGCCGAGCAGCCCUCGUAACUAGUUUCAGCUGCUUCAAAUAUAUGGCCUUGUAUUCGAUCAUCCAGUUCACGUCGGUCACGCUAUUGUAUUCGUUUGCCUCGUCUUUGGGAGAUUUCCAGUUCCUUUACAUUGAUCUGUUCAUUAUCAUACCCAUCGCUGUUACCAUGGCGCGCACGUUGCCAUAUCCUCGUAUCUAUCCGAAACGACCGACCGCAAACCUUGUAUCAAAGAAGGUUUUGGCGAGUAUCAUCGGCCAAAUUUUAAUCACAAGCGGUAUCCAAGGGUGGGGAUACCUUUGGGUUAGACGGCAACCAUGGUACACACCUCCACCGGAAGUUAUCCCGCGAACGGGGGGCAACAGUCUCGAAUCCACCAACUUUGAAAACACGACAUUGUUUUUGAUAUCAUGUUUCCAGUAUAUCCUUGUUGCUGCCGUGUUCAGUAUAGGCCCUCCAUAUCGCAAGCCCAUGUACACAAACGGAUGGCUCAUGUUCUCGAUGGGCCUGUUGCUGGCCGUGAACAUUUGGUUGCUGCUCUCACCUUCGAAAAUGAUCGUGAAACUGUUGACGCUGAUGGCAUUGCCCAUGUCAGGGAGGUUCACACUGAUCAUGGUGGCUGCAGCGAACGUCGCUCUUUCCAUGGCUUUUGAGAAGUGGGGAACAGAGAUCACGAGCCACCUCAUCGGUGGGAUCCAGCGAUGGCUGAACAGAGACCGGUGGAAGGUCCGGGAAGGGAAAGCGUACAAGGCUGUGGAGGGAGGGAUGCACUGA